Molecule: messenger RNA, 566 nt
Organism: Myotis daubentonii (Daubenton's bat)
Lineage: Eukaryota; Metazoa; Chordata; Mammalia; Chiroptera; Vespertilionidae
Gene: PCP2
Product: Purkinje cell protein 2
Molecular function (GO): guanyl-nucleotide exchange factor activity; protein binding
Source: RefSeq, a predicted model, not a curated record
AUGGCAACUGCCUUCCGGCCGCCUUUCCUGGCCUGGGGCUGGGCCAGAGGCCGGCAGAGAACGGACGGGGUCCAGGAAGCAGGAGCAAAGAUGGACGGGGAAGAGGUGGAUGGGGGUUCAGUGCCCUGUGUCAAGGCAGGCUCUCCAGACCAAGAAGGCUUCUUCAACCUGCUGACCCACGUGCAGGGCGACCGAAUGGAGGAGCAGCGCUGCUCGCUGCAGGCAGAGCCAGGCACCAUCUCCAAGAGCCAGAGUGGCCCCACGCCGGAGAUGGACAGUCUCAUAGACAUGCUGGCCAGCACCCAGGGUCGCCGCAUGGAUGACCAGCGUGUGACAGUCAGCGCCUUGCCUGGUUUCCAGCCUGUGGGCCCCAAGGACGGAGCGCAGAAACGAGCUGGGACCCUGAGCCCCCAACCCUUCCUCUCCCCUCCGGACCCCUCUGCUCUCAGCUUCCGUCGGAACAGCAGCCCCCAGCCCCAGACACAAGCCCCGUGAGGGCCUGAGCCAUUUUGCACCCCACUCGUGCCCCCCAAAAGCAGACAAUAAAACACUUGCAGGAGAAAGAA